Vitrella brassicaformis is the source of this 2671-nucleotide messenger RNA. NCBI's taxonomy places the organism in Eukaryota, Vitrellaceae. The record is from the annotation of a GenBank genome assembly.
AUCUGAGCAUCAAUAUUUAUAGAAGACCAUCAUCCAUUUGUCCAACCAACACCGGGACGAUGGAGGAGGACAAAAGGAGAAUGGAGGAAGGGAAGGUACGAUGGCUGGAUGAUGAGGAAAUAUAAGUACUUAUGUCCAUAUGUGUUGUAUGUGUGUUGUGUUUCGGUGUGUGCAGCAACUCUCAGGGAGUGACCCUGACAAUGCGCAGAUUCCCCUGCCGUCGGGGGGAGAGGUACACACACACACAGACAUGGAUGGCAAGGAGGAGCCACACACCCAAACCGGCAGACACACACACAGACAGACAGACAGACAGGCAGGCAAUGCUGCAUUGACUGUCUGUCUGUCUGUCUGUGUGCCUGUUGUCAAUCAACUCGCCCAUCCAUCAUAUCCAUCCAUGUGUCACAUCAUAUCAGUCCGCUGUGGGCGAGCGGGGAGAGAGGCUUCUGGCCGAGGUGCUGUGUUCCUUUGCCGACUGGGCCGUCAAAGCUGCUCAGUCAGUCGCAGAAAGAACCGGUAGGUGCUUAUCCGAUUGUGAGUGUGUCUUGUGCCUGCAUCUCCUGUCGUGUGUGGGUCUGUCUGUCUGUCUGCCUGUGUGUGUGUAGGUCGAUUGCCGUACUUUCCGUGAGCGAGCACAAAUGAAUGACACACAUGACACAGACAGGGGGAGAGCAGAGGAUGUGUCAUGUGUGCGUGUGUGGAUGGAUGCACAGGCCCGGUAUGGGUGUGCCGAUGCCUCCAGUCGCCUCGCGCAACAGGGGCGUUGCUGGGUCAGGUCAGUCAGUCAGACACACAGACGGACGGGUGGAGAGGAAGGGUUAAUGAAUGGUGUCUGUCUGUCUGUCUGUGUGUCUGUUGGCUGACACGUAUGUAUGUGUGUCAACCAAACAGGGUUACCGGCGCCAUCGUCGGCGGUGCAUGAGGGGCAAAGGCGCAAAAUGACGUACGUACACUGAGUGAGUGAGGCGGAGGGAGGAAAACCUACACCUGAACGAUCCGCGUGUGUGUGUGUGUGAUCACUCACUCACUCGCAGCGAUCCCAACAAGCCCAAGAAGCCGCUGACGAGCUUCUUCAUCUGGUGUAAGCGCCGCUGGACCCACAUGUGUGUACUUCACUUGCACGUCUCGUCUGUGCUUGGCUUCCCUGGCAUGGGUCUGUGUCUGUGUCUGUCUGCAGGUGAAGAAAUGCGGCGGCACAGCCAGAAGUCGCUCAAGAGCAAAGGUAGGUGGGUCGGGUGAGGUGAGCGGCCUGGCCAUCGAUCGUAUGGCUGACCGACCAUACACACGCAUCGCAUCGCAUCGCAUCCAUGUGUGUGUAUUAAUGUAUGGUGUUUGUUCGUGUGUCUCCCUCCCUCUGGUAUCAGAGUUAGCUCGCAUCUGGUCGGCCAUGUCGGACCACGAGAAGGCCCCGUGGGAGGAGAAAAGCAGACAGGCAAGCCAAGCCAGCCCAACGUGAUCGAUGCGAUGCGAUGUGAUGCGAUGCACACACAGAGGCGCACACACAUGACUGACUGGCUGACUAACUGACUGACUGACUGCCGUAUGUAUGGAUAACUAGCUAACUAACGAGUGAUUGUGUGUGUGACGUGCAGAUGAAGGACCAGUACGACAGGUCACCAGCUGACCAACAGCAAACGAACCACUGACUGCCGCCAUUGAUUGAUUGAUUGAUGUGUUGUCAUAUAUGUGUUGUCUGUCUGUCUGUCUGUGUUGCCAGGAAUAUGGCACUCUAUCGGCAAGGUAAACAAACACACACACACACACAGACCCCCGCACGCAUAAGACGGAAGAAUGCAUCCAAUCUUUUGUCUGUGUGUCUGUCUGUCUGUGUGUCUGUGGUUGGGUGGUUGUGUGGUAUCUAUCCCAGCAGGUCUGUAUACGGGCCCAACACGUGGCGGCGCUGGUCCAGCAGCAGCAGCAGCAUCCAGUGGCCCAGGGAUGCCCUCAGGUGACCUAUGCGAUGCGAUGCCAUCUGCACCUCAUGGAUGAAAUGGAUGGGAUGGAUGAGUGUGUAUGCGUAUGCCUGUGUAUGUGUAUAUGUGUGUGUGUGUGUGUGUGUGUGCAGUGUAUCCGUCCAUCAAGCAAGAGCCGAUGGACGAGGUAGGUGAGACACACAGACAGACAGAGACACACAGGCGUAACUGUCUGUGCCUGUGUGUGUGUGUGUUCUGUAUUGCAUGUGUAGGAUGAGGAUGAGCUCGAAGAUGAAGAUGACUACGAGUAAGACGUCGAUAGAUCGUGUGGGUGCAUGUUUCUAUGUGUCACUCACUCAUCGAUGGAUGGAUGGAUGGGUUGCAGUGACGAAGGCACACAGGACAACAGGGACAGGGGCGACAAGAAAAGACCAAUUGCCGGUAGGCAGGUGCCCUUCUUGCACCACACACGGUGGGUGCGCAAGGCCACAUAUGAGUAUGCGAGCAUGUGUGUGGUCAGAGCCUGCGGGUGGUGGUGAAGAGGACGAAGACCGGAAGCGCCCGAGACACGAACAGAAGGACAAGGACGGAUAAGCUGUAUGCCUCCCUGCCUGCCUGCCUGCAUGUGUCAGUAUUGCUGCAAUGUGUGUAUGUAAUGAACCCGAGUGACAGACAGACAGAGCUGGUGUCAUGCUGCUGGGGCCCUCGGCGCAUUUUGUUCAGUAUUUAUAGUAAGGCCUCAAUGAAUCACAGUUCGC